AUGGGGGUCUGGGUGUGCGCCACGGAGGCCCAGAGACUGAGAGGCCGAGGCUCUAGGAGUUGCGGGGAGCGAGGGGUCUGGGCGGUUUCUGUGGGCGCCGGUUUCCAGGCCCAGGCCUCAGGGGUCGUAAUGGCAGUGAGGGCGCUCAAUGAACCCACCAUCGAUUAUGGCUUCCAGAGGUUGCAGAAGGUUAUUCCCCGGCACCCUGGCGACCCUGAGCGUUUGCCAAAGGAAGUAAUACUCAAAAGGGCUGCAGACCUGGUGGAAGCUCUGUAUGGGAUGCCACACAACAACCAGGAGAUUAUUCUGAAGAGAGCGGCUGACAUCGCGGAGGCCCUGUACAGUGUCCCGCGCAACCACAGCCAGCUCCCGGCCCUCACCAACACCUCGGUCCACGCAGGAAUGAUGGGCAUCAACUCCUUCAGUGGACAACUGGCCGUCAAUGUCUCCGAGGCGUCGCAGGCCACCAACCAAGGGUUCACCCGCAACUCGAGCAGCGUGUCGCCGCACGGGUACGUGCCCAGCACCACCCCGCAGCGGACCGACUAUAACUCGGUGACCACGAGCAUGAACGGCUACGGCACGGCCACCAUGUCCAACAUGGGCGGCUCCCCGACCUUCCUCAACGGCUCCGCGGCCAACUCGCCCUACGCCGGUAAAUGGAGUCGAUCUAGCAGGCAAGUCCCAGGAGGAAGUUGUUUCCCUGUUGAGAAGCACCAAGAUGGAAGGGACUGUGAGCCUUCUGGUCUUUUGCCAAGAAGAUGACUUCCACCCACCUGAGGGAACUGUUGAGUACAUUUGGAGCAGCUGAGAGAUUUCUGAUGCACAGAAGCCAGGCAUCUGGGCCUGCGACCAGAUGGCCAGUGUUUACUGAGACAUUUUCCAGGCAGUUUCUAUAUUUCAUCUAUCUUUCCACCUUAAAAUAAGACAAGCAUUCUUUUCUCAUACUUCCUGUUUUGGAAAUAAAUAUCCACAACUUUGACUGCAGGGGUAUCUGAAAAUCAAAUCGCAGGGAUGUUUUCUGGGACAGCAAAUGUUUAUUACCAGAUGCUUUCAGUUGGGCUCAUUGAAUACAGAGACGUCAGUUAUUUCAUAAGUGUCACUUCAAAGGCUGAUGUUGAAAGCUUGCCAUGUUUAUUUCAUAGGACACGUUUUCACAUUUCAAGUUUCCAUAGUACAUGCAGUGAAAUAAAGAUUCUUGAUUACCGUUAUAUGAAAAGGAGGACCUUAAUUAAAUAACAUCAAUGAAAAUUGAAAGAUCUGAAAUGCAGUAAGCCCCAGGGACAUUAAUUACUAAUACAGGCAUUAUUUGGAAUGAUGUAAAUGAGAUGAAAAUGAAAAAGCGUUUGUUAGCAGACUAUUUCACUUUUUAUACAUCUGUCAAUAUAUCUGUUCCAUUUACAUAGUACUGGUGCGAAUGAAAUAUGUAUAUUAAAUUGACAGUUCUUUGCAUGCUUUUCUGCAAAAAGUGGUAAGUUUCAUUUAUAUGUAAAAACAAUAUAAUUGGAGGAAUCACCUUUAUCUUUUAUUUUGAUGAGAUAAGAAAAUGGCUUUACUUCAAGUACAAGUAUUUUAAUUAGUUCAAAACAGAUUUCUAUUUGGGUCAUUUUUGGACAUUCGACAUGUCUUUCAGAUAGCGUUUAGUUUUCUUUAUAAACAACAAGUGAUCCAUAUAUACUGGAGUGGGUAGGUUUUUGGGGCACAGUUCUCAAAUUUGUCCAAUAGCCCCAAUUCUCUUAGGCUAAUACUUCAAGCAUGAAUGUGUCAUGGUUAAUAAAAAUUGCCUUUCAUUAUAAAACAGAGAAAUUUUAGUCAUAGGCCUACCCCCAUCCCUUGGUUACACGCACAUUUACAAUCUACUGUGGUUCCAUGGAAAUUUCAGAUUGUAUAGGGCUGAAAAGUGAACCCUUGUGUUCUCAGGAGAUUUUGAAAAAAUACAAAAACUUCUUUAUUUCUGUUUAAAAAUGUUUAAUGCAUCAUUUCUUCAUUUAAAUUCCAUUUUCCAUUUUCCUUCCACUGUUAUCCAAUUUUGUGCUUAAAAUGCCACCGGAUCCUAAAUCCGGAAUUAUCUCUAUUACAUUGUAAAUGAGCACUUAAAAAAAAAAACCUCAGCUUUUGAUGUGAUUUGAUGGAGCCUCAUCCCUUCCCCAGUGCAUCUGGGUCUGGGUUAGUGGCUGGCAUCACUGGGCUGCCAGAGCUGAGACACUGCAGCUGGGGACUCAUGCCAGCAUCAAGCCUGCUUAGGGUUAUUCAGGUUCUUCUGGUCCAAUUUUGAUCUUCCGGGCUUCUGUUUUUCCCUUCUGCUGCCUACUUUUUUCCCCCCUCUUGGUUAUUUAAUUUACUGUUUGUGAGUUUCAAUUAAGGAGUGAGCCAGUAGGUGUCACUUUAUUAUUCACAUUGCAGCUGCUAGUCAAGAUUCAAAAGAAUAAAAUUCUGAAAACUUAAAGGGGGUAUUAAAAAUGAUCUUUAAAUCCAGUUAACAGAACUCUUUCCCUCUGUUUGGAGUGUCUGUGUUUAAAUUCUGUGUCUAAAACAAAAUACUUUUGUCAAUAAGUGUCUUUCUCUUAUAAGUCAAUCUUAGAACUAUGUUAUGAAAGCAACUCCAUAAUACAUGAAAAAAACC
Camelus dromedarius (Arabian camel) is the source of this 2623-nucleotide messenger RNA. Its product is annotated as transcription factor COE1. The transcript is spliced from 6 exons. The record is from RefSeq and is a predicted model, not a curated record. Gene Ontology annotation, biological process: regulation of transcription by RNA polymerase II. NCBI's taxonomy places the organism in Eukaryota, Metazoa, Chordata, Mammalia, Artiodactyla, Camelidae. Bases 1 to 765 code for a protein of 254 amino acids. Gene Ontology annotation, molecular function: RNA polymerase II cis-regulatory region sequence-specific DNA binding; DNA-binding transcription factor activity, RNA polymerase II-specific.